Molecule: messenger RNA, 639 nt
Organism: Kwoniella mangroviensis CBS 8507
Lineage: Eukaryota; Fungi; Basidiomycota; Tremellomycetes; Tremellales; Cryptococcaceae
Exons: 3
Coding region: 1-639 (212 amino acids)
Source: RefSeq, a predicted model, not a curated record
AUGGACGGCCAUACACCAGCCACACAACCUCCGCAGGACACAGCCCCUGCUACCUCGUCCGAAGUUGAUGCGUUGAAGAGCAGGAUGGAACAGCUGGAGAAUCAGAUCGUGCGCCUGGUAGAUCUAGUGAAUAACAACGGUCUUUCGAUCGAAAGCUCCUCUACUUCCCUCACAACCUUUGCCACUCCAAUUUACAAUGGCACUCCAACGGCUUCGCAGUCCAAGUCAACUGCUCUCGAUCGGACCUUCCUCGCACUCGACGAUCUAUCAAGGGGCUAUACAGAGUCUCCAAGCGGUACACCCAGGAAUGAAUCUGCAGCAAGGUCGGAUAUCUCACAAAUUGCCUGGCCCAGCGUUUUCCUCAGCAACAGCUUCCCACAAUCAUCGGCUCGGCCCACGCAGAAUCUCUUUGACAUCGCCUCAGCUCUUCCAAAGCAGGAGAUUGUAAACAUUUUAGUGGAUUUUCAUUUGAACAACGAUGGGGUUUUCUGGCACUUCGUCCAAGAUAAUGUAUUUCGAGCCGAGCUCUCACAAUUCAGCCAAGUUCGCUUUACUCCCAGUCUCGUACUUGUAGACCCAGCGUGGCUCGCCCUGCUCGUUGCGAUGUUGAGGGUAUCCUUGCAAAGUCUUGUUCACUAG